Molecule: messenger RNA, 811 nt
Organism: Drosophila serrata
Lineage: Eukaryota; Metazoa; Arthropoda; Insecta; Diptera; Drosophilidae
Product: tabinhibitin 3
Source: RefSeq, a predicted model, not a curated record
UUGUUUCAUUAAAUGUUUUAUACCAUUCGAAAAAUGAAACUUUUGUGGAUUUUAAUGCUUUUACUGUUUGUUUGUGUACUGAUAGAUGGUAAGGUUGUCUAUCGAACUCGAUGGCCAAAAUACGAACCGAAAAAUACAUAUGCCGAGCCAGUCAAGCCGAAAGACUACUGCAAAGCAAAUCUUUGCCCUGCGGGUCAAAAGCAUGUAACCUGUGGGAAAAUGUUUUGGAGUACCCAAUGUGGCCCCCGGCACGAGGGCUUGGAUAUAAACUAUUGCAUGAGGAAGAUUGUGAAGGUUCUUAACAAACUUCGGGCCCAAGUAGUGAACGGAAAGACCCAGCUGCCGCAGGGAAAGGAAAUGCCCGAGGUGACGUGGGACAAAGAACUUGCCACUAUGGCGAUGCGGGUUAACAACCAGUGCAACGAUUACCCCGUCGGACUUUGUGCAAACACGAUGCGCUAUAGGGAAGUGGGCGAGUCCUCCGACUUUCGCUUCCUGGAUGCUCAGCCUAAUAUAAACGUAAUCGGCUUCUUCAGGAGCUGGUUCGAGCAAGCGUCCAAGAUGCAACACGGCGACGUUUCUAACUUCCCGAGCUUGACCGGUCUGAAUCCGGAGGUUCUGGCGUUCGCCAACAUGAUUAACUCCAAGGUUACAAAGUUUGGCUGUGGAGUUCUUACCACAACCAAAAAGCGAUUUAUCACCUGUAUAUUCGACAAGAGGCUUAAGCCUGGCCAGCAGCUCUACGAGCUAAAAGGGGGAGGGAAACGAAAUCUUGAUGUGCCAGAAAAUAAUAAUGAAUCUAAAAUUUAAA